This is a messenger RNA of Rhipicephalus microplus (southern cattle tick), 1053 nucleotides long. RefSeq lists its product as uncharacterized. The record is from RefSeq and is a predicted model, not a curated record. NCBI's taxonomy places the organism in Eukaryota, Metazoa, Arthropoda, Arachnida, Ixodida, Ixodidae.
AUGUACGCCAAAAGGGAGAUCCCAACACUGGACAGUGUGAUAAGGGCUGUCAACGAAGAUGACGACUUGCCGAACUUCACGAAAACCACCCUGUGGAGGCUAAUGAAGGACACCGGCUUCAUCUUUGCUAAGAGAAAACGGAAUCUUGCGCUAAUCGAGCGCAGUGACACCACACCCAACCACGAUUCUGCCGAUGCCACCGUAUUUUCGACUAUGGUCAUGCCAAGAUUCAAGCUGCUGCUGUGCAUCAUCUACUUGGAUGAAACAUGGGUCAACGCAGGGCACAACGAAGGGGAUUGGCUGCACCCCUCGGGCAAAGGGGCCCAUUUGAUCCUCGUACAUGCUGGCAGCAGUGCAACUCGUUUCAUCGAAGGAGCUGCUGACUACUUCCAAGCAAAAAAGGGGGGCAGCGCUGACUACCACUCUGAGAUGGAUGACAGAUACUUUGAGGAGUGGUUCACCGACAAGCUUUUGCCAAACAUUCCGCCUAAUAGCGUUAUUGUCAUGGACAAUGCGCCAUACCACAGCGUAGCUCUUGAGAAAGCACCUACCAAGUCGACGCGCAAAGCUGAUAUUCAGCUUUGGCUCACAAAGAAAGGUGUUCCGUGGUCAGAGGACAUGGUGAGAGCUGAACUGCUGGAACUUUCCCAAAAGGUCAACACACCCAGUAUUGUGUACCGCAUCGACACUCUGGCGGCUACCCGCGGCCAUGAAGUGCUUCGUGUACCACCAUACCACUGCGAGUUCAACCCAAUCGAGCUUGUUUGGAGCCAGGUAAAGGGGUACAUGGCAGCACGGAAUGCGGGUUUCACUUUGGCUGAAGUAGAGAAGCUUCUGCCAGAAGCACUAGCAUCUGUAAAACAGGAAAAGUGGCAAAACUGCUGCGCUCAUGUAGAGCAAGUUGAAGCUGAAGCAGGGGAACGGGACAUGAUUGUGGAUAGUGAAAUCGAACCACUUGUCUUCUGCAUUUGUGAUUCGUGCAACUCCUCCUCCGAUGAGUCAGGUGCUCAGUUCAGUGAUGACGAGUUGAGUGGCAUCGAAGAACUUUGCUGA